Molecule: messenger RNA, 378 nt
Organism: Necator americanus (New World hookworm)
Lineage: Eukaryota; Metazoa; Nematoda; Chromadorea; Rhabditida; Ancylostomatidae
Exons: 1
Coding region: 1-378 (125 amino acids)
Source: RefSeq, a predicted model, not a curated record
AUGGACAACAUCGACGAGGAAUAUGACCGGCUUGUUAAACACCUUCACGACUGCGCGGAGAAGGCUGAGAGUCUUAAAACCACCAAGAGACGCCUGUCUCUUGAAACUCUUGAGCUGAUACGCCAGCGUGGAGCAGCACGAGCCGCAGGGAACCAAGAACUCACGUCCGAGCUCGCAAGGCUUUGCAGAGAGGCCAUAAGGGAAGACUUUAAAGAGAGAAGAGCAGAAGUGCUGGCUGAAGCUGCAGAGGCGGGGAAAAACAUCCGCUAUGCCCGUCGAGACUUCGCCAGUCGCAAGACAAGGAUGACUAGAAAAUCAUCUAAGACUUCUACUCUGAUCUCUUCGACAGCCAUGUCCACUUGCCUCCUCACCAUCUGA